AUGGAACACGACGAACUGAAGCACUGGAUCGCCUUUACCAAGGUGCCUUACAUAGGGACGGUACGCAUUCGCCUGCUGGAGAAAAGGUUCGGCAAACUCUCCGGCGCAUGGAGCGCAAGCGAGGGUGAUCUGCGCGAGGCCGGCCUGGAUGAACGAGCUACUCGGUCGGUCCUGCGGCAUCGGAAUAAGAUCGACCCGGACGCCGAGUUGGCGCUGCUCGAUCGGCAUAGUUGCUCCGCCAUCACGUGGAACGACAGCGAGUAUCCCGCUCGGCUCAAGGAGAUUGACGACGCGCCGCCGGUGCUCUACAUCAAGGGCGAGCUGCUGCCGAAGGACGAGAGAUCGGUCGCCGUGGUCGGCACGAGGCGGGUCACUGCGUAUGGCCGCGAGGUCACGCAUCGGCUCUCGUCUGAUCUGGCCAAGUCGGACGUGGUGGUCGUAAGCGGACUUGCCAGCGGAGUAGACGGCAUCGCGCACCGGGCGGCGCUGGAAGCCGGAGGCCGAACGCUUGCAGUGCUCGGCAACGGCGUGGACAUCGUGUACCCGCGCCAGCACGCGCGGCUCGCCGAGCAGAUAGCGAAAACGGCGCCGUCGUAUCGGAACACCCCAUCGGCACCAAGCCGAAGGCCGAGCACUUCCCCCGGCGGAAUCGCAUUCUGA
Molecule: messenger RNA, 660 nt
Organism: Geodia barretti
Lineage: Eukaryota; Metazoa; Porifera; Demospongiae; Tetractinellida; Geodiidae
Source: the annotation of a GenBank genome assembly